This is a messenger RNA of Polychytrium aggregatum, 5298 nucleotides long. Its product is annotated as SNF2 family N-terminal domain-containing protein. Gene Ontology annotation, biological process: nucleosome organization; regulation of transcription by RNA polymerase II. Gene Ontology annotation, cellular component: nucleus; chromatin. Gene Ontology annotation, molecular function: chromatin binding; ATP binding; histone binding. The transcript has 5 exons. The record is from RefSeq and is a predicted model, not a curated record. NCBI's taxonomy places the organism in Eukaryota, Fungi, Chytridiomycota, Chytridiomycetes, Polychytriales. The coding region runs from base 185 to 5122 and encodes 1645 amino acids.
GUCACAGGUCAACCGGCUCCGCAAGGUCAGCCAAACCGCCGAUGAGGAUUCGAACCGAUACGACACGGUGCGCUUUUCGACCCGACACCGCUCCGUAACCAACUAUGACGAGACCGCGCUCGACCACGAGCUUGGUUUUGACGAGGAGGAGGUUGACUAUGAAAAGUCGCGGAAGAAGCGGAAGAUGCAGGGCAUUGUCGAGCGGACUGACGAUGAGGGAAGGGUUAUCGAGCAAAUCAUGGAUCACCGCAUCGUUACGGUUCAGAGUCCUGACAGCCCCAACAGCCAGCAAAGCGAUGAUGACGGUAUGCUGCAAGACGAUCCCAGCGACAAGCCCGCAGUGAUCGAGUAUCUGAUCAAGUGGAAAGGAUGGUCGCAUCGGCACAACUCUUGGGAGACGAUUGAGGGCUUGGCCAAAUACAAGGGGCUCAAGAAAGUCGAAAACUACCGCAAGCUGCUGGAGCAGCAAGCCAACGAGGAUGAUGGCGAGUGGGUUGAUAUCAAGAAGGAGAUGCGCCAGAACUACCUGAAAGACCUAUGUGCUGUCGAGCGCAUUAUUGCGAGCCGGCAAGUGGAUCCGUCGUCGCACAACCCGCAUGGCGGAACCGAGUAUCUGUGCAAGUGGAAGCAUCUUGAAUACGAACACGCCACGUGGGAGCCCGAGGCCGACAUCCAGAAGGAGUUCCAAGCCGAUAUCGACGCCUUCCUGGCGCGGCAGCAGAACAACUUUGGCCCUCACAAGAGCGUGCAGUAUCCCAAGGGGCGGCCCGAGUUCAAAAAGUUCGACCAGCCCGACUACAUCCAAGGCGGCGAUCUCCGCGACUACCAGAUCAUCGGCGUCAACUGGAUGGCGUAUCUCUGGCAUCGCAACGAGAACGGUAUCCUGGCAGACGAGAUGGGCUUGGGCAAGACCGUCCAGGCCAUCUCGUUCAUGACAUAUCUGUUCAACUCUAUGCAAGUCUAUGGCCCCUUCCUGAUCGUCGUUCCCUUGUCGACAAUCAGCUCGUGGCAGAAGGAGCUUGGUCACUGGGCUCCGUACUUCAACACCGUGGUCUAUCUCGGCAGCGCCAACUCGAAGCAAAUCAUCCGCGACCACGAGUUCUAUAUGCCCAUCAAGACCAAGGAGCCGCGGCUCAAGUUCAACGUGCUGCUGACCACAUACGAGGGCAUCCUCAACGACAAGGGCGAGCUUGGAAAUAUCCGAUGGGCAUUCCUUGGCGUUGAUGAAGCCCAUCGACUCAAGAAUCAAGACUCGCAGCUCCAUCAGGUUUUAAACCAGUACCACACCGGCAGCCGCCUGCUCAUCACGGGCACGCCGCUGCAGAACACUGUCAAGGAGCUCGUGGCCCUGGUCCAGUUCCUGAUGCCCGACAAGUUCUCCGAGUUUGCCGACUUUGACAUCACCGUCGGCCAGGAGGGCCAGGAAGAGCGUAUCAACGAGCUGCAGAGCAAACUCAAGGACCACAUGCUGCGGCGGCUCAAAAAGGACGUUGAAAAGUCGAUGCCGACCAAGACCGAGCGCAUUCUGCGCGUCGACCUCUCUCCCAUGCAGCUCAACUUUUACAAGGCUAUCUUCACAAAGAACUUUACGCUGCUGAGUCGCGGCGUGAACGACAAGUCGUUCCUGCGCAACAUUUUGGUUGAACUAAAGAAGGCCAGCAACCACCCGUAUCUGUUCGAUGGGGCCGAGCCGCGGGACCAGUCGCCUGAGGAGCAGCUUCGGGGGCUCAUCAUGAACUCGGGCAAGAUGGUGCUACUGGACAAGUUGCUGGUGCGCCUGCGUGAAGGCGGCCACCGUGUCCUCAUCUUCUCGCAGAUGGUGCGGAUGCUCGACAUUCUCUCCGACUACCUGACCUUCCGACACUAUCCGUUCCAGCGGCUGGACGGCAGCAUUCCGAGUGAGCGACGAAAGAUUGCUAUGGAGCAGUUCAAUGCGCCGAAUAGUGUUGAUUUUGCCUUUCUGCUGAGUACUCGUGCCGGUGGCCUUGGCCUCAACCUCGAAACCGCCGACACAGUCAUUAUCUUUGAUUCGGACUGGAACCCGCAGAACGAUCUUCAAGCCAUGGCCCGCGCCCACCGUAUUGGCCAGAAGAAAACUGUCAACAUCUACCGGUUCGUGUCGAAAGAUACGGUCGAGGAAGAAGUCUUGGAGCGUGCCAAGCGGAAAAUGGUUCUGGAAUAUUGUAUCAUCAAGCAGAUGGAUACUUCUGGAGAGACUCUGAUCGACAAGAGUCAUGUCUCCAAAAAGGACGAAACCAGCAAGGAGGAGCUGCAGACCAUCCUUCGCUUUGGUGCCCAGAACCUGUUCAAGCAACACAGCGAAGAAGGCGAGGAGGGCGCCCAGGGCCCCUCCAACAAGCUUGAGGAAAUGAACCUCGACGAGAUCCUGUCGCGGGCCGAACAUCAGGUCACCGAGGGCGAGGCUCAAGGUGCAACCGAAGGUAGCGCCGAGUUCCUGGAGCAGUGGCGAGUUGCCGACGUCGAGGUCAACCAGCUCAACUGGGACGAUAUUAUACCAGAGCAGGAGCGCCGGCAGGCCAUUGCGGCGGAGGAGGAAGAGCGCCGGAAGGCCGAGCUCGAGAUGUUGAUUCCCCGGCAGGCCCGAGUCCAGGGCAUGACCUACAUCAACGACGGCGUCGACGGCGCUGACGACGACGACGAUCAGUCCAAGAAGCGCAAGCGGCGGUCGGCCAGCGGCGCCAAGAAGAAGGCCAAGCGCAGCAGCGGCACUGAGUCCGAUGCCACCACGCUCACCGAGAAGGACGUUCGCGCGCUCUACAAGGCGCUGCUUCGCUUCGGCGACGUCGAAGAACGGUACGACGACAUUGCCAAGGACGCCGAGCUCGAGGACAAGGACCCCGAGUUUGUCACAGCCACCCUGAAUCGGCUGAUCGACGCCUGCAUCGAGGCCCUGGGCUUCACCGGCACCGACCGCGAUCCGACCCUCAAGACCAAAAGCAAGAUGGUUCCGGUGACAUUCGAGGGCGUGAGCCCCAUCAAUGCUGGGCAGGUUGUGCAGCGUGUCCGCGAUCUAACGACCCUCAAUCAGCGCAUGAAGGAAAUCAAGAACCACGACGGCUUCCGACUCAACUCCGAGAUCAAGCCCGUCCGCGACUGGAAGUGCACGUGGCUGCCCAAGGACGAUGCCAUGCUGCUGGUUGGCAUAUACCGGCACGGGUUUGGCUCGUGGGACCUGAUCCAGCAAGACUCAAGUCUGGGCUUCAAGCACAAGUUCUUCCUGUCUACCUCAGGCGAGGACGAGACCGCAGCCCAAAACGGCAACGAAAAGGGCGAGAAAAACCUGCCAAAGAGCCUGCACCUUCAGCGCCGUGGCGAGUAUCUGCUCAAGGUACUCAAGGAGGAGCAGGAGCUCCGGAAGCUUGUCCGGUCGGAUGGCCCUGCCAGGAAGGCCGCGGCGACGGCAAAGCGACCCAGCCUCUCGAGCAAGAUCAGGGCCAAAGGGGAUGUCGAGGCCUCGCCCAACGGCUCUGCGGACAAGCCAGGCGACAAGAACUCGCGCAAGCGUCACCCCCGAGCCGAGCGCACCCCCUCCAAAGACAGCCAGAACCGUGCUCGUCGGAGAGAUACCGAUGGCGGCCCGGUUUCCAAUGCAGAUGCGUCCAUGUCCGAGGCAACAGGCUCGUCCCGGGCGGGCAAGCCGUCGGCCGGCCGCCGCAGCGACAGUGAAUCAGACGGCUCGUCGCUCUCCGAGUCCAUGGAUGAGCUGGAAUGCAAGGAGAUUAUGCGCCCCGUGCGGGCCGAGCUGAAGGGGCUGAACAAAAAGUCGAACGAUCUGUCACGGCAGCAAAAGGCUCUGUUUAUCAAGACUUGCAUGGGCAAGAUUGGCGGCCACAUCGAGGAGGUCAUCCGCGCGAUAGCAGAUGGCAAGCUCCGAGCUGCCCGCGAGCGACACCUGUGGAAAUUUGCGAGCUGGUUCUGGCCGACGACAAUCUCAGCCGAGAAGUUCCGCGAGCUCUACCUGAAGGUGGCUGCCUCGACACCAACCGUCGCCUCGUUGCCUGAGCCCGUAGCCAGCGCCAGCGCCCAUGCCAAUGCCAAUCCCAAUGCCAAGGCCAAUGCCAAUCCCAAUCCCAAUGUCAAUUCUAAUGCUAAUGCUAACACCGGCAACGACGAUCGGACCGACGACUCAAAGCGAAGCGAGCGAGCGGUGGUACCGGACAGCCCAGCCUUGCCCAAGAAGCGCGAAGCCGAGCGCAAGACCGACGCCGAGCAACCCAAGAACACCGCGGUUGUCACGAUCAAGGAACGAAACCCCGACGACAUCAAACGCAAGCGCGAGCGAGAGCGGUCGCCUGAUCGAUCGAGCAAGUCCCGACAGAAGCCGCGCCACCGCCCAUCCCGCAGCCGAUCGCGGUCUCGCAGCCCGCACAGACGCUCAUCCGAUGGCGGCCGUCGACGCUCGCGAUCGAGGGAGCGAAGCACAGAUCGCAAGUCUGAAAGCCGACGCCGAGAGCGCAGCCGGAGUGCCGAGCGAACUCGACGAGACAGCGCCCACACCCCUGUCAAGACCACAGCCAAAGACGGCAAAGGCGACGCGGGCAAGGAUAUCCACAGCCACAACGAUCACCAGAGCAGCACUCCGGAACACCACCGGUCGUCCUCUGCUGCUGACCACGGCGACGCCGCCAAGGCCCAUGACGACGGCAAGGAUAAGUCCCGAAGCAAAGAGAAGGACCGUGAGCGCGAUCGAGAGCGCGACCGAGACCGAGACCGAGAUCGAGACCACCGGGAUCGAGAUCACCGUGAACGGGAUCGCGAGCGCGACCGGGAGCAUAAGGAGAAGGACUCUCACCGCGAUCGAGAUCGGGACUCUCACCGCGAGAAGGACCGGGGCGAUAGCCAUCGCGACAAGGACCGGGACCGGGAGAAGACCAGGGACCGCGACCGGCCCCGCGACCGCGAUCGAGAAAAGAGCAGCCACGAGCGGGACCGAGACCGAGCCCGGGACAAAGACCGAGACCGCGAGAAGGAUCGAGACCGAGCCAAGGACCGAGAGCGCGAGAAAGAGCAUCACCGGAACCGAGAUCGCGAUGAGAAGGGCAAGGACAACAAGGAUAGCGAGAAGGGGCCAGACCAGGAGAGGAGCCGGGAUAGAGCUUGACCGCACGCCACUCAACACGAGCGAGCGCACCUGUCGAAACUACGGUCGUACCCCCCAAUACAGAUGCACUCGCGAAGCAGGCAGCCCGUGCUCAUGAUCGUGCACGGUGUGGUGUGAUGUGGUGUUGAUGAUGGAAUCCCGAACGGAGUGCAGCGCUCGCAGGCCAGUCAGAGUAG